AGUCUUGCACAGGUGUACCGGCUCCUCCCCUUCAGUCUUGCACAGGUGUACCGACUCCUCCCCUUCAGUCUUGCACAGGUGUACCGGCUCCUCCCCUUCAGUCUUGCACAGGCGUAUCGGCUCCUCCCCUUCAGUCUUGCACAGGCGUAUCGGCUCCUCCCCUUCAGUCUUGCACAGGUGUAUCGGCUCCUCCCCUUCAGUCUUGCACAGGUGUACCGGCUCCUCCCCUUCAGUCUUGCACAGGUGUACCGGCUCCUCCCCUUCAGUCUUGCACAGGUGUACCUGCUCCUCCCCUUCAGUCUUGCACAGGUGUACUGGCUCCUCCCCUUCAGUCUUGCACAGGUGUACCGGCUCCUCCCCUUCAGUCUUGCACAGGUGUACCGGCUCCUCCCCUUCAGUCUUGCACAGGUGUACCGGCUCCUCCCCUUCAGUCUUGCACAGGUGUACCUGCUCCUCCCCUUCAGUUUUGCACAGGUGUACCGGCUCCUCCCCUUCAGUCUUGCACAGGUGUACCGGCUCCUCCCCUUCAGUCUUGCACAGGUGUACGGGCUCCUCCCCUUCAGUCUUGCACAGGUGUACGGGCUCCUCCCCUUCAGUCUUGCGCAGGUGUACGGGCUCCUCCCCUUCAUUCUUGCGCAGGUGUGUACCGGCUCCUCCCCUUCAGUCUUGCACAGGUGUACCGGCUCCUCCCCUUCAGUC
This is a messenger RNA of Staurois parvus, 699 nucleotides long. Lineage: Eukaryota; Metazoa; Chordata; Amphibia; Anura; Ranidae. The record is from the annotation of a GenBank genome assembly.